Rhinichthys klamathensis goyatoka is the source of this 2141-nucleotide messenger RNA. It is a transcript of the gene ism2b, whose product is annotated as isthmin 2b. The transcript has 6 exons. The coding region runs from base 276 to 1658 and encodes 460 amino acids. The record is from RefSeq and is a predicted model, not a curated record. Lineage: Eukaryota; Metazoa; Chordata; Actinopteri; Cypriniformes; Leuciscidae.
GACGAGCAGUCUAUAUGGGCAGACACCAGUGCAACAAGACGUUUCGAGUCACAUUAAUGCAUUUUUGAAGGAAUGAACAGGCGAGGGUUAUCUAUCUGAAUAUAUCAAGUGUUCAUACCUGUGCGAGUUUUGAUGAAGUUUGGAUGAAGAUGACGAACAGCGCAUCGAAGAAGAUCUUUUCCAGGAGGGAAAAGCGCAGAGCUUCCUAAGCAACGAUUGCACGUUAAAGACUUUAUUUUAGCGGUAUUUAGUGGACAGAUACGCAACUGUGCAAAAUGCUAAGAGUGCGUAAAAGUUUCUGGGUGCUUUUAAUUGUGCUUCUGGCUGUCUGGAUAGAAGGAGCGAGCAGCUUCCCUGUGAGACACCAGAGAUCCAGACACGGCGGCUCCAGAGAGACACAUCCACAGACAUCUUUGAGAGACAUUGGCAAUGACCAUAAUCUCCUGCACCAGCAGAACCAGGUCCAGAGUGAUUUGGCAGACUCACAUCCCCAUCAACACAGGUGGCUCCAGCAUCGCUCUACGGGUGUCCUGCCACAGCCUGAGCCUGAGGAAGAAACAAAACCCUUUGUUCUAGACCUCAAAAACUUUCCAGACCUGGCAAAUGCCGACAUUGGCUCCCAAAACCCAAACAUUCAGGUGACCAUCGAGGUGUUGGAUGACCCCCCUAUGGAAGUGGAGAGGGAUAAAGAAUGGAGCAAUGACUGGCCCACAUCUUCUCCCUCCUCUACUGUAGAAUGGCUAGGUGGAAAGAAGCUUUUCUGGCCUUUAUUUUGGGGCUACACGGAUGCAGAUUCAGGGGACGAUGGUACUGGCCAAGCAGUGGAGGAAGAGGACGACUACGCACUGGAGUAUGACAGCGGGGAGCCCCUCCCUAGUGGUCUGGGCAAGACAGAUGGCAAUUGGGAAAGCCCAUGGACUCAAAGCCAUUAUGAAGAAGCAGAGGAAGAGUGGAGCGCAUGGAGUCCCUGUAGUGUCACUUGUGGCCAUGGCAAUCAGACUCGCUCACGUUCAUGUGGAGAUUUCUGCACAUCCACUGAGUCCCGGAGCUGUGACCUUGUCCCAUGCCCAGAUGAUUGGAACAGUGUGGCUCAUGUCUUUCCAUUCGAGAUGGAGAAUGGCACAGAACCCUUUGGCACUGAUGUUGACAGCUGUGAGAAGUGGUUAAAUUGCAAGAGUGAGUUUCUUCAGCGUUACCUGCAGCAGGUAUUGACUGAAUUACCCAGCUGCCCGUGCACCUAUCCUUCAGAAGCCUCCAACAAUAUCGUCAGUCUGCUGGAUGCAGAGCACGACCGAACCUUCCAGUGGAGGGAUGCUAGCGGCCCACAGGAACGAUUGGACAUCUACAAGCCCUCGGCACAGUCCUGCCUGCGUUCCAGCCUGUCUAAAGAUGGCACCACUCUGGCUGCCCAGCAUUGUUGCUAUGAUGAUAACAAGCAUCUAAUUACAAGGGGCAAGGGGGCAGGAACCCCCAACCUAAUAAGCACCGAGUUCUCUCCAGAGCUGCAUUUCAAGGUGGAUGUAAUGCCUUGGAUACUGUGCAAAGGAGACUGGAGCAGGUUUCAUGCAGUCCGCCCACCCAAUAAUGGCCUGCAUUGCACGGAGAACCCCCAACAGGAUAUUUUCAUGAAUGAAUUGGAGGAGGCCAGAGAAUAUUAAAUCACCAAAUUACUAUCCGUCCUCUGACUCACCGUCCUGCUGUGGUGCUUAACCCUAUUAAAAUAAACAAAUGAAUAAAAACCCCGGCCAGCCGCAUUAAGUGUGCAGUAUAGAGCCAGUCUUGUGUUGUGGAACGCAUUGCCGUAACUGUGUUCGCAAAGCCUCUAGCUUUUCUGAUGUUUGGAAUAUUGUGGAAAAUGAAUGGAAGGAUUAAUACAGCAUGUUUGUUGUACAACAGUUGUUGCUGCUGCUGCAAUCACAUACAGUGGGGUGCAAACGUCUGACAAUGCUAGUAAAAAAGGUUUUAUUUUGAAGGUUUUUUUAUAAUUGAAUACAGCUUUAUUACGAAUUAUAUGAUCAGAAAAAUAACAUGAAUUUCAGAAUUUAUUAGUAUUCCUUUUGUUUGAACGACAGCAGAACUCAUGAGAUCCACAUUUGUGCAAAACCUGAUGAUCAUGUGAUCCAGCAUGAUUUGAGAACGUU